This is a messenger RNA of Effrenium voratum, 399 nucleotides long. Lineage: Eukaryota; Dinophyceae; Suessiales; Symbiodiniaceae. The record is from the annotation of a GenBank genome assembly.
AUGAAGAGGUGCUGGCAUGACCAUGACCCAAAGAAGGUGUUUGGGGUUGCAUGGGGUUGCACACCAACCCCUAAAAAGUUGUUUUCCCAGUCAGAAAUCAAAGCAAGGCACGCGGUUGAAGGCUCAGAACCAAAGCGGUUUGGAACCAAAGCGGCCGUGAGUGGCAGUGAGGCCCAGAGCGCCGUGGUCGCCGCCGGCCUGGCAGCCGCCACCGCCCUGCCGCAACAAGCGCUGGCGGUGCGGGCGGCCAGCGAGGACGACGAGGGCUUCGACCUGCGGAUUGUGGCGGUGCUGGCUCUGCCGCUCUUCGCGGUCUCCUGGGCCCUCUUCAACGUGUGGCGAGUGGCCUUCCGACAGGUGGGGCGCAUCGGCGAGAGCGCCAAGGGCAACGCUCUCUGA